AUGAUCGCGUCCAGAGUGAAGCUCGGUCGCUCGACAAUCGAAAUCUACAACCCCCUGCUAGCGCCAUUUAGGGCCGAGAAAUAUCGAGACAUGGACGACAACUCCCCAGCAGCAUCAACAACACAAUCAAUGUCAAUGGAGCUUCGAAGGGCCGCUGACGCGCUGCUGCGCUCGCAAUCAUCUCCUCUAGCUGCAUUUCUCUCUCCAGCGGCGAACGUUCGAUGGACGAACAGCGUGCAAUUGGGAUACAGGGGAUGUUCGAACAGGCAGAUUCAACGAUCGUUCACAAAUAGCGUUCAGAGAGAGGCUAUUCGACCAACGGCGACUACGACACCAGCUUCUUCGCCCUCUCCCGAAGCUUCGACCCCAAAGUCCAAUUCAGCUGAGUCUCAACCAGCAAUGGAAGAACAAGCUAGAAAUCUAGGAUGGACUGCACGCUCCCGAGCUGCCAGUCCAGUCCCCACUCUCACGCCAGAGAGAGAGCGUGUCAUGAACAAUGGAAGCAGCGCAAGUGAUCUUCUAGCAACACUUGUGAAGAGCCGGUCUCCUUCAACGAUGGAUAUCAACCGCAUGCAAGACAUCAACCCACUCCGAAGGUCUGGCUUGGGAACCUCUCAAUCUAUCAGCGACAGCCUCGGAGUUUACAAACCGCCUCGCAAGCCGCUGCUUCUGAACGCGAGUACAGGGAGGAGUGUCACGAUUGGUCAUUCGGGGAUUGAUGUUGCCAAGGGGUUUCGAUUGAUGGAGAAUAGCUGUGCGAGGAAUAAAGUCAAGAGGGAAUCCAUGAAACAGAGGUUUCACGAGAGAGGAGGUUUGAAGAGGAAGAGGCUACGGAGAGAGAGAUGGAGGACGAGGUUUAUGGAAGGCUUCAAGGCUACGAUUUCGAGGGUGAAGCAAUUGAAACAUCAAGGAUGGUAG
Molecule: messenger RNA, 918 nt
Organism: Cadophora gregata
Lineage: Eukaryota; Fungi; Ascomycota; Leotiomycetes; Helotiales; Ploettnerulaceae
Exons: 2
Coding region: 1-918 (305 amino acids)
Biological process (GO): translation; mitochondrial translational initiation
Cellular component (GO): ribosome; mitochondrial small ribosomal subunit
Molecular function (GO): structural constituent of ribosome
Source: RefSeq, a predicted model, not a curated record